Molecule: messenger RNA, 1278 nt
Organism: Trichomonas vaginalis G3
Lineage: Eukaryota; Parabasalia; Trichomonadida; Trichomonadidae
Product: positive regulation of cilium movement
Exons: 1
Coding region: 1-1278 (425 amino acids)
Biological process (GO): protein polyglutamylation; microtubule cytoskeleton organization
Cellular component (GO): cilium
Molecular function (GO): tubulin binding; metal ion binding; tubulin-glutamic acid ligase activity
Source: RefSeq, a predicted model, not a curated record
AUGAUGUACGAAAAAGGAACUCUCGUUGAUGUAAGGCGUUUGAAAUGCCACAUCAUCGUAGAUGCUCUUAAGGAUAUGGGAUAUGAAGUUUCUUCUGGAAAUUCACUUGCCCCUCUGAUUUGGUGGGACGGAUACAUCCCUCCUGAAGAGUUUUGCACUGUUAAACCAAAUCAAAGAAUUAACAAGAUUCCGCAGAUGGAUGUUUUAUGCUACAAAUCAACACUUUUCCAAGCUUUAAAUCAGAUGCAAACUUUAUUCCCUCAAUAUUAUAAUUUCUUUCCAGAAACAUUCUUACUACCACAUCAGUUUUCCGAUUUUCAGAAAGAACAUACACAUUUGACAGGAAAACUCGGAAGAGGAUUAACAUGGAUAUGGAAGCCACGUGCGGGUUGCUGUGGCAAUGGUAUUAAAUUGAUACAAAAUCCAUAUGCUAUUGUUAAUGAUACUUCUCCAGCGAUUAUUCAACGUUAUAUUUCUCCAUUUUUACUUGAUGGGUACAAAUUUGAUUUUCGUGUAUAUAUCCUUAUCUCUACGCUCGAACCAUUCACAAUGUACGUAUAUAGAGAAGGUCUUGCCAGAUUUUGUACUAAAAAAUAUCAUCCUCCGACAAAAGACAAUAUUAAUGACAAGUUUGAGCAUAUCACCAAUACUGCUAUCAAUGUGGAGAAUACUGAAGCUACAAAUAACUUCACAAGACUACUUAGUGACGUAUUAAAUGAUGUUCGAGCAGCAGAUCCAAAAGCCAGCGAUGUUUGGGACCGUAUUAAGAGAGUAGCCCUUCUUACAAUGCUAUCCUUGUAUCCACAGAUCGUUAGUCAGAUUCCUGCCGCUAAAAAAGAUCCAAAAUCUCCUCAUUGCCAAAUUACUCCAAUGAAAAAGUAUUUUCACAUAUGUGGAAUUGAUAUUCUACUUGAUGAAAAUGCUAACCCCAUUGUUUUGGAGCUAAACGACCGUCCAUCUCUAAAAGUAACAUUUGCAUGUGAAAAAGGACUCAAACACGACCUUAUUUGCGAUGCAAUGAAGAUAGUUACUGUUGAUGGAUCACCUCUAGAGGUCGAAAAUGGUCCAGAAAACGGUUGGGAAAAAGUAUUUCCUGGAGAAUGCGGAAAUCCUUUGACUCCAAUCUUCAGAGCUGUCCAACAACGUUCUCUCAAUGUUUUUGGACCAAAACAGAGAAUAACUACUGUACAUCAGGCAGCUCAAACUAUCAUUUAUCCAAAACCUGUCGCAGAUAAGAACAAAGUGAGGUUUUUGGCUAUACAUCCAACACAUCAGUAA